AUGCUGGACUUCGAAAGGCAAGGCUCACAGCAGCAACAGCGACAGCAACAGCAACCACUACCCCCACCACAACUCCCCCAGCAACAGUAUGGGAUCCCACCGGGGGAUAACGAGGGUGUAGACUUGCAGGGGGACAAAAAACUGCUAAACGCAUAUAUAUACGACUUCCUAUUGAAAUCGUCUUUGAAUAAAACAGCUUUGGCGUUUUGUGAGGAUGCCAUUAUUGAAGAGAAUGGAUAUAGGCCAGUGAGGACCACGGCGGACGCUUCCGUCCCGCCAAGUUUUAUACCAAUGCAUAACGCACCUUACAGUUAUCUGUUUGAAUGGUGGCAGGUAUUUUGGGACCUAUUUAAUAUCAAGUCCGGCAGGGAAGGAUCUGUUCUUGCGCAAGAGUAUUACAAGAUAUUGCUGACGCAGAGGCAGCAGCAACAGAUGUUCAGGAACAUGCAGAUUACAGCAGCACGGCAGCAGUAUCUGAAGAAACAGCAGCAACAUGAAGCACUGAAGCAGAAUGUUUCGCAGAGGACAGCUUCGCAACAAACAAACACAUCGGAGAUUUGCCCAGGGAUGAACAUGAAUCUUCCAAUUGGUAUUGAUAAUUUUAAGCUAAAUUUGGCACCACAGGGACCACCAGGCCCACAGGGACCACCAGGCCCACCAGGCCCACCGGGACCACCGGGAGCACAACUGCAACAAGGUAUGGUACACCCUCAACCACCAUUGCCAAAUACCCAAUUCUCCCAACGCUUUUGGCAACCUAUGUAUCCAAUGUCUUCACCGGCAGUCGAUGAACACCCAACGUUAUCCCAUCAACAUCAACAUCAACAGAACCAAUACCCAUUGCCACAGUCGCUACCAGCACAGCAACAGGGGAACCAGCAUUUACAGAACCACCUGUACCAUGGGGCUACAAACGGCCCAGAUACCGCGGCACUGCUUUCAAACACCGUACCAUCCAACCCAGACGAUUUCCUCAUACUGGGGGACUCCAACGUAAACGAUAAAAUAAACGCUUUCCCAAUGAACAGCAAUGCCACCAAUGGUGGCGCAAAACCUCAAGAACGUGCUAGAAGUGGCAGCAAAUCCAAGCAGUCAUUGAACAGCAAGACUAAGAAUAGGCAAAGUGUUAGUUCAGCUGCAUCGAAGAAGAGAAAGAUUACACCAGCUGCACAGAUGGCGUCCCCUCGAUACGCUACAGACAUGGAUAAGUCGUUCCCGCAAAAUAGUACACCGACCGCCACCAGCAUAUCGAGCUCCGCCAAAAACCCAGGGAAAAAUGUUACUACACCCAUAGGCAUCAAUAACGAAUACCUCGCGAAACUAGGGAAAAAGGAUAUGCUACCGCCUUCUUCUACAGGUGUAUCACCUAUGGUUAUCAAUUCUCCAGAUUACAAACCGAAGAAGACACAUUUGAACGAAACAGCAUCAUCUGAAUCACCGAAAGGAUGCGUAAGACGGAAAUCAACCACAGCCAUCGGAAGUAAGCUGGGGAAAUAUAAUCCUGACAAGAGCGAAAGAUCGAACAUUCAAGAAUCCAAUUCAGAACCAGUGACACCAUUAUAUCCAACACCUUCACAAUCAAAGUCGCAGCGGCAAACAAUGCCAAGCUCACAACUCUCCACGGCGCACGAAACAAAUAGUCUCAAAAAUAGAAACAUGCUCCCAGCAUCACCGGAGCCAGCGGCAAACAUGGGAAGGAAAACGUGGAUGGAACCAGCGAAUUCGAACUCUAUCGCUGCGAACUACAAUAACACUAACACUAACCAAGAAAAACCGGAAUCAUAUAUGAACGACACCAACCCUGCUCAAUACAAAAUGGGCAAGACGAAUGAGGAGGCGACAGCGGCGUUUGACCCUCUGGGUGACCCUAUGCCAAAUGGAUAUCGAUUUUCGGAUGAGCUGACAGACGAUAUGCUGUUUCUCAACACUUUCAUCGACCCAACUCCAGCGGAUUUGGGUAACGUCAGCUCAGGACCGAACAACGAGGCUAAUAUUCUAAACCUCGGCGCAUUGGACGAUACAGUCGAGGAAAAACCGCAUUUCAACAAUCCAAAGUGGCAGUAA
This is a messenger RNA of Huiozyma naganishii CBS 8797, 2064 nucleotides long. Its product is annotated as LisH domain-containing protein. The record is from RefSeq and is a predicted model, not a curated record. The transcript has a single exon. Gene Ontology annotation, cellular component: nucleus. Lineage: Eukaryota; Fungi; Ascomycota; Saccharomycetes; Saccharomycetales; Saccharomycetaceae. Gene Ontology annotation, molecular function: protein binding. Bases 1 to 2064 code for a protein of 687 amino acids.